Dromiciops gliroides (monito del monte) is the source of this 3696-nucleotide messenger RNA. RefSeq names its product zinc finger protein 420-like. Gene Ontology annotation, biological process: regulation of transcription by RNA polymerase II. The transcript has 13 exons. Gene Ontology annotation, molecular function: DNA-binding transcription factor activity; RNA polymerase II cis-regulatory region sequence-specific DNA binding. The record is from RefSeq and is a predicted model, not a curated record. NCBI's taxonomy places the organism in Eukaryota, Metazoa, Chordata, Mammalia, Microbiotheria, Microbiotheriidae. Bases 1 to 3696 code for a protein of 1231 amino acids.
AUGGAGGAGCUGAAGCAGGAAGUCGUUAGGACCACAGACAUCAUGGCUUCCUCAGGAGACCACUCCCGGAGCCAGGCCCCAGCUGAGAUGUCUCUGCCUUCUGGGGGCCAGCUCCGUAUGCGCAGGUGUCAGGAGCAAGCCUUCCUCCAAUCCUGGCUCUGGCGAUGUCCUCUGCUACUUCUAAUGGAAGCCUGUCACAUCCCCAAACUCCUUGGGUCAGCUUGCAGACAAUUAAAGCCUAUUCCAAGGAGAGAGCCUGGAGCCAGAGAGAAUGACCCCGGGGACCCAGAGACCCCCAUCCCAGGUGAGUGCAGCCCAUCCACAGAGCUGACCAGCAUCAGCAAAGGUGGAAUCCAGCAGAGCCCAGGAAGCUUUAUCCUGUUAGACACAGGUUGUCCUGUGCCGUGCUGUAAGACAGGCCUUUACUGCUUGGCUGGUAGGCUGCUUCCCUGCUCCUGGGAUGAUUCAGAGGCAGUUUUAGGUCAGUUUGGAGAGGAAGUCUGGGAGAGCCGCGGUGGGUUGCUUCCUCACUCAGCCAUCUUGGCACAGGAAGUCCACCUGCCAAGGCCUUUUCAGGGCUGCUUCCCCUUUGGUCCACCCAAGGCUCACCUGGAUCCAAGAAGCUGUAUCAUGUACAGCGGCCACAUCCUAUCCUGUGGUGACAGGCAUGUGAUGGAGCGGCAGAUGGAGAUUCACUGGGAGGAGUUGGUGACAUUCAAGGAUGUGGCUGUGGAUUUCACCCCAGAGGAGUGGGGCCUCUUGGACCAUUCUCAGAAAGAGCUGCACAAGGAGGUUAUGCUGGAGAAUGCCCAGAACCUGCUUUCUGUGGGAUAUGCACAUCAUGAUUGUGGAAAGGCCUUUCAUUGGAACUCAGAUCUUAUGAGGAAUCAGAAGAUUCACAUUGAAAAACAGUUUUUUAAAUGUAAUGAGUGUGGAAAGACUUUCACAAAGAGCUACAGUCUUGUAACACAUCAGAGAAUCCACACUGGAGAAAAACCUUAUGAAUGUAAACAGUGUGGAAAGGCUUUCACACAGAGCUCUCAUCUUUCUGCACAUCAGAGAAUCCACACUGGAGAGAAACCUUAUGAAUGUAGUCAUUGUGGAAAGCAUUUUAGAGUUAGCUCAGAUCUUGCUAAGCAUGAGAGAAUCCACACUGGAGAGAAACCUUAUGAAUGUAAUCAGUGUGGAAAGGCUUUCACAAAGAGAUCCCAUCUUGCUGCACAUCAGAGAAUCCACACUGGAGAGAAACCUUAUGAAUGUAGUCAAUGUGGAAAGGCUUUCACAUACAGCUUCAAUCUUGCUACACAUCAGAGAAUCCACACUGGAGAGAAACCUUAUGAAUGUAAUCAGUGUGGAAAGGCUUUCACAGUGAGCUCCCAUCUUGUUGCACAUCAGAGAAUCCACACUGGAGAGAAACCUUAUGAAUGUAGUCAUUGUGGAAAGCAUUUUAGAGUUAGCUCAGAUCUUGCUAAGCAUGAGAGAAUCCACACUGGAGAGAAACCUUAUGAAUGUAAUCAGUGUGGAAAGGCUUUCACAAAGAGAUCCCAUCUUGCUGCACAUCAGAGAAUCCACACUGGAGAGAAACCUUAUGAAUGUAAUCAAUGUGGAAAGACUUUCACAUACAGCUUCUAUCUUGCUACACAUCAGAGAAUCCACACUGGAGAGAAACCUUAUGAAUGUAAUCAGUGUGGAAAGGCUUUCACAGUGAGCUCCAGUCUUGCUGCACAUCAGAGAAUCCACACUGGAGAGAAACCUUAUGAAUGUAGUCAUUGUGGAAAGCAUUUUAGAGUUAGCUCAGAUCUUGCUAAGCAUAAGAGAAUCCACACUGGAGAGAAACCUUAUGAAUGUAAUCAGUGUGGGAAGGCUUUCAGAGAGAGGUCCAGUCUUGCUAAUCAUGAGAAAAUUCACACUGGAGAAAAACCUUAUGAAUGUUAUCAGUGUGGAAAGGCUUUCACAGAGAGGUCCAAUCUUGCUAAGCAUAAGAAAAUCCACACUGGAGAGAAACCUUAUGGAUGUACUCAUUGUGGAAAGGGUUUUAGAUUGAGCUCCAGUCUUUCUUUACAUCAGAGGAUCCACACUGGAGAGAAACUUUAUGAAUGUAAUCAGUGUGGAAAGACUUUCACACAGAGAUCCCAUCUUGAUGCACAUCAAAGAAUUCACACUGGAGAGAAACCUUAUGAAUGUAAUCAGUGUGGAAAGGCUUUCACAUACAGCUUCAAUCUUGCUACACAUCAGAGAAUACACACUGGAGAGAAACCUUUUGAAUGUAAUCAGUGUGGAAAGGCUUUCACAGUAAGCUCCAGUCUUACCGCACAUCAGAGAGUUCACACUGGAGAAAAACCUUAUGAAUGUAGUCACUGUGGAAAGGGUUUUAGAUUGAGCUCCAGUCUUACUUUACAUCAGAGAAUCCACACUGGAGAGAAACCUUAUGAAUGUAAUCAGUGUGGAAAGGCUUUUACAGUAAACUCCAAUCUUGCUGCACAUCAGAGAAUCCACAAUGGAGAAAAACCUUAUGAAUGUAGUCACUGUGGAAAAUGUUUUAGAGUUAGCUCCCAUCUUGCUAAGCAUGAGAGAAUCCACACUGGUGAGAAACCUUAUGAAUGUUGUCAUUGUGGAAAGGGUUUUCGAGAGGGCUCCAGUCUUGCUAAGCAUGAGAGAAUCCACACUGGAGAGAAACCUUAUGAAUGUAAUCAGUGUGGAAAGGCUUUCACACAGAGUUCCAGUCUUGCUGCACAUCAGAUAAUCCACACUGGAGAGAAACCUUAUGCAUGUAAUCAGUGUGGAAAAGCAUUUAAAUUGAGCUCCAGUCUUGCUUCACAUCAGAGAAUUCACACUGGAGAGAAACCUUAUGAAUGUCAUCAGUGUGGAAAGGCUUUCACAGUAAGCUCUGGUCUUGCUGCACAUCAGAGAAUCCACACUGGAGAGAAACCUUAUGAAUGUAGUCACUGUGGAAAGGCUUUUAGAUUGAGCUCCAGUCUUGCUGCACAUCAGAGAAUCCACACUGGAGAGAAACCUUAUGAAUGUAAUCAGUGUGGAAAGGCUUUCACAGUAAGCUCUGGUCUUGCUGCACAUCAGAGAAUCCACACUGGAGAGAAACCUUAUGAAUGUAAUCAGUGUGGAAAGACUUUCACAUUGAGUUACAGUCUUACUGCACACCAGAGAGUUCACACUGGAGAGAAACCUUAUGAAUGUAGUCAUUGUGGAAAGGGUUUUAGAGUGAGCUCCAGUCUUACUUUACAUCAGAGAAUCCAUACUGGAGAGAAACCUUAUGCAUGUAAUCAGUGUGGAAAGGCUUUUACAGUAAGCUCCAAUCUUGCUGCACAUCAGAGAAUUCACACUGGAGAGAAACCUUAUGCAUCUGAGAUGUCUCUGCCUUCUGGGGGCCAGCUCCACAUGUGCAGGUGUCAGGUCAGCUUGCAGACAAUUAAAGCCUAUUCCAAAGAGAGCCUGGAGCCAGAGAGAAUGACCCCGGGGACCCAGAGACCCCCAUCCCAGGAGUUGGUGACAUUCAAGGAUGUGGCUGUGGAUUUCACCCCAGAGGAGUGGGGCCUCUUGGACCAUUCUCAGAAAGAGCUGCACAAGGAGGUUAUGCUGGAGAAUGCCCAGAACCUGCUUUCUGUGGAUCCCAGCAUUCAAUACCAUGGGAACCAUCCUGUCAGCUUUGCUUACAUGGCUCCUUUCUCUAAAGAGGAGUAA